AUGGAACAACCUCGUCCUUUGGGGUCCUAUGGGCAAAMCCCUUCGCAGCAGAAUUCGUCAUCGCAACAAGCCGGUCCUGUCCUACCACCGCCAGGGGGCCCGUACCACCCCGGUCAACCGUCCGGACAUUCUCUCCCCGGCCUGGCAGACCUAGCCCAAGGCCACGGCGGACCACAUCAACCCUCUCCAUACGGCCAACACGCACAACCUCCACAUGGUGCAGGUCACUCACUACCCGGCAUUGGCCAGGCAAUGCAGCACCCCUCCCCACAACUCAACCGCGACCGCGAACGUGACUCCCGCGAGCGCGAAAUGCUAGAACGCCAGCGCCACGAAGACAUGGUACACCGCGAGCGCGAACAGCGCGAACGAGAACGAGAACACAUGGAGCGUCAGCGGGAACAGCAACAUACCGUCCAGAGCCACACCGGUUCGAUCCCGAUUCACCAGCCAGUUGCGUCGAAAGUGCAGAAUUCCAUUCAUGGACCGAAUGGGUUGCUUUCGAGUAUCGGAGGAGCUGCUGCUGCUGCGGCGGCGGCAGCGAAUCCACCACAGGGGUCGCUGCAAUCUGGUGGCCCUGCGAGUCUGUUUGGGGCUCAGAUGUCGUCACACCAAGAUAAUGGUCCCAGGCCGUAUAUGCAACAUCCUCAGGGGCCACCGGCGCAGCAGUUACUGGGGUUUAAUAAUGCUGCGCCUGCACAGAUUCCGGGGAAUGUAGCGGCGUUGGCGCAGGGUCAGCAGCCUAUUCUCAAUGAUGCUCUGAGCUAUCUUGAUCAGGUCAAGGUCCGCUUUGUUGAACAGCCCGACGUGUACAACAGAUUUUUGGAUAUAAUGAAGGAUUUCAAGAGCCAAGCAAUCGACACUCCCGGCGUCAUCCAGCGUGUAUCGAACCUUUUCACCGGUCACCCUGCUUUGAUCCAAGGAUUCAACACAUUCCUGCCUCCUGGCUAUCGUAUUGAGUGCGGAACAGACGAUAACCCAAACGCUAUUCGUGUGACUACACCCUCCGGCACAAAUACGCUGUCCAUGGCUACACGACCUCCUAGGGCAUCUCUUGACUCUGCCGAGGAAAUGGGUCAAUCGGCGGCGACAUUGGCUCCGCCAGGCCGUUCCGACUAUUAUGACCAUUCGCGACCAGGCUGGCAACAACCGCAGCAUGCGUCUCAGCCAGGAAUUACCGGCUCAUAUUCUCCCAACAGUCGUGUGAUGGGUGGUGGUCUUUAUGGUCAGCAGGGUCAGAACCAACAUCAAGAACAGCACUAUGAGUACGAGAACCAGCAGGCACAACAAACUUCUGCAGCUUCUGCGGCUGCUCUCCACCAACAGGAACAACGAGGCGUCGCGCAGUUGCAAAAUGCCGCGGCUGUUACUGCUGCUGCCGGUAGAGGAUCGCUAUUGCAACCGUCCACGGGCACCGCAACUGGCCCUGGGCCUAUGAAUAACCUGGCUGGUAUCGGCUCUAAUGUCCUUCAAGGCACUCAAGCAGAUUUGAAUAAGCGUGGUCCAGUAGAGUUUAACCACGCUAUUAGCUAUGUGAACAAGAUAAAGAAUCGUUUCGCAAGCGCUCCAGAGAUAUACAAGCAAUUUCUUGAGAUACUGCAAACAUACCAACGGGAAUCCAAACCUAUCCAGGACGUUUAUGCUCAAGUCACACAGCUUUUCCACACAGCUCCUGAUCUGCUUGAAGAUUUCAAGCAGUUCCUCCCUGACUCUGCAGCUUCAAACAAACAGCAAGCACAGGCUGGCAGACCUCCUAUGGACGAGGCUGCACCUACUAGCAAUCUUCGAGGUGAAGCUCCAUACCCAGCAAAUGGCCCAGCUCAGUCACAGCUUCCUGGUCGUGACGUGAAGAUGCCACCUAUGGGACAGUUCAAUGUGAAAGACCCCGCCAAAGAUACCAAAAAGCGUCGAGGUGCUCCGCUCAAUGUGAAUACUCUAGGUGCUCCUAUUGCAGGAUCUUCUGCGGACGCUUCCAGAAUGGGUGAUUUGCAAUCCAACCGUGCAGGCAGUGUUCAAGCAGUAGGAAUGGCUAAGAGAGCCAAAAUCCACCACAACAAACCAAUGACAGUUGACGGCCCUGCGGUGUCACCAACUCUGGUGCCUGCUCUUCCAGAGCCCAUCCCGCCAACCUUUUCCAUUCUGCCCAACAAUGACGAAUUUGCUUUCUUUGACCGCGUGAAGAAAUUCAUUGGCAACAAACAAACCUUUGGCGAGUUCCUCAAGCUUUGCAACCUCUACUCCAACGACUUGAUCGAUCGCAACGUGCUGGUAAAGAGGGCAGCAGGUUUUAUUGGAUCGAAUCCUGAACUGAUGUCAUGGUUUAAACGCUUCAUGCAUAUCGAGGAGGCAGAAGAUCGUGUCAUCGAUCUAAAACCAAAGCAGGAACCUGGUCUAGUGAACCUUGCUCAUUGUCGAUCGCUUGGGCCUAGUUACCGUCUUCUGCCUAAACGCGAGCGACAGAAGCCAUGUAGCGGUCGGGAUGAGUUGUGCUACAGUGUGCUCAACGAUGAGUGGGCUUCUCACCCAACAUGGGAGUCUGAAGAUUCUGGCUUCGUGGCCCAUCGCAAGAACCAGUUUGAAGAUGCUCUCCAUCGCAUUGAAGAAGAUCGUCAUGACUACGACCAUCACAUUGAGGCGUGUGUGCGAACUAUCCAGCUCAUCGAGCCUAUCGUCCAGCAGUUUUUGGUGAUGUCUGAAGCCGAGCGUGCUGCCUUUGUACUUCCUCCUGGUCUCGGCGGGCAGAGUGAAUCCAUUUACAAGCGCGUUAUCAAAAAGGUGUACGAUCGCCAACGCGGAGAGCUCAUCAUUCAGCAAAUGUUUGAACGCCCAUGCCAUGUUCUACCAGUUCUGCUGUAUCGUUUGAAGCAGAAGUGCGAAGAAUGGAAGGCCAGCCAGCGCGAGUGGGACAAGGUCUGGCGCGAACAGAUGCAGAAAUGUUUCUGGCGCAGUCUCGACCAUCAAGCCAUCACCAACAAAGGCAUGGACAAGAAACUCUUUUCGUCCAAGAACAUCCACAAUGAAAUCCAGGCCAAGUACGAGGAGGGUAGAAAUAUUCGCAAGAGUGGCUAUCAGCUUCCUUCUCAUCAGUUUGAGUUUGAAUUUUCAGAUCCUGCCGUUAUCAUCGACGCUACUCAGCUGCUGCUUACAUACAUUGAGCGCAACACUGGCUUGGGUCAGGAUCCACAGCGCGUUGCAGCCUUUAUCAAAGAUUUUAUUCCAAUCUUCUUUGGUAUGGACCGGGAUACAUUCCAUAUUUACAUGAAUGAGGUGGCUAGUAGCAAUGAUGAGACGGACGAUGACGGUAUGGCUGUCGAUGGUGCGUCUACCCCUCAAAGUCGUCGCGUUGCUACAUCAAAGAAGUUGGAUCUUCUCCGUGACGUUCUCGAGCGUCGUGGUGAUAAGGGUAUGCUCGCAGGCACGGGUGUCAGCCGAGACGUGACGCCAGACGCUAUUCUUGUUCCUUCGACCCCAGUACCAGACCCUACAGAGCCGUUUGAUGUUUCGGAGCUCAAGUGGAUGGAGCAUCCUAAUCAGGGCAACUUCAACCUCCAGCGUGAGUACAACUUGAACCAGUCAUACGAAAAGAAGGUGCACCAUCUGUACAGCAAUUUGACCGUGUACUGUUUCUUCCGCUCCUUUGAGCUUCUGUACAGCCGUUUGCUGAAAGUCAAGCUCCACGAAAAGGAGGCACACGAAGAUGUCCGACGCCAGCUUUUACCCAAGGCUGCCCAGGAGCUUGGAUUGCUGGACAAGACGCCUAACGAUUUCUUCUAUGAUACCAGCCCAAACGCCAAUCUGUAUCAACAGAUUGUCCGCAUGUGCGAGGAGGUUGUCAAGAACGACCUCGACGGAUCUCACCUUGAAGAGACAUUGCGUCGGUACUAUCUCAAGAGUGGCUACCAGUUGUACAAUCUCGAGAAGAUCCUGAGUGGCAUUGCUCGAUUCGUUGCCGCUAUUUUCAAUGGUGACGUCAAGGAUCGUAGUGCUGAUAUUGUCAAUCUCUUCUUCAAGGAGAGGGAGAAGGAAGAGACUACGCACAACCAGGAGAUUCAGUACCGCAAGCAGGUUGAGCGAAUGAUCAAGGACGGUGAUAUCUAUCGCGUUACCUACAACCCAACGACGCAAAAGACGUUUGUGCAACUGCUCACUGCAGAAGACAGCACUUUUGAAAACGAAGAACUAAGCCAAGAAGCUCGCUGGUCAUACUACGUCUCAGCGUACACGAUGCGCGAUCCCACCGAAGGCGUUUCGUUCUCCCAGAUGCGCAUGCCUUUCCUGAAACGCAACCUCCCCGCCAAACUCGAGCGAGACGAAGAAUACAACCGCUACUACCGCCGUCUAGUGCAUCAUGACGGGCUGAUCAUUCGCAUCUGCGCAAACAGCUACCAUAUCCUCUACGAACCCGGCAGUUACGACUGGUGGUGGCGGCCCACAGCCACCAGCCAGGAAGAAUCCGAAGAAAACGUGAAGGAGCUGGUAACAAUCAGAGAGCGCCGCCACGACCGCUUCCGCGAGAAAUUCAUCAAUAAUCCCGGUUGGGCUCACGGGUUGAGUAAAGACGAAGUCGACGCAUCUAAUCAGAAGUUUCGUGCAUGGGUUAAAGAUCCCAAUGCGCCCGAGGAUGUUGAUAUGGAUGCUGGCUCAAGUACUGCUACUACUGCUGCUACUGGCGACGCCAAAUCAGAAACCAAACCUUCAUCCGAUGACCCCGCGACAACCACCAAUGGAAAGGAGAGUAAUGAAGACGCCGAUAUGCUGGAUGCAGCCGAACCGGGAACCACCAAGACCGAGGAAGAGUAG
Messenger RNA from Talaromyces amestolkiae, 4800 nucleotides. RefSeq lists its product as uncharacterized. Gene Ontology annotation, biological process: negative regulation of transcription by RNA polymerase II. Gene Ontology annotation, cellular component: Sin3-type complex; chromatin. Bases 1 to 4800 code for a protein of 1599 amino acids. The record is from RefSeq and is a predicted model, not a curated record. The transcript has 8 exons. NCBI's taxonomy places the organism in Eukaryota, Fungi, Ascomycota, Eurotiomycetes, Eurotiales, Trichocomaceae. Gene Ontology annotation, molecular function: transcription corepressor activity.